AUGGCGGACGGGAGCAAGACCGAGAAGUUCCAGUUACAUGUUCCCACUCUGGAGGAGUUAUGUCAGGUGCUAGAAAAAGGACUGAGGAAGAAUUUUGAAGAAGCCAAAGUUUGUGUGGCUGAGUGCCCAGAUCUCACACAAGAACCCUUCCAGUUUCCUGUUAAAGGGCUUUGUGGUAAACCUCGCAUUACCGAUGUUGGUGGUGUCCCCUACUUGGUACCUGUGGUCCACAUGGACAAGGUGUAUAACAUGAACACUGUGUCCAAGGAGUUGGAGCUGCCUGGGGCAUUUAUACUUGGUGCUGGUGCUGUUUCAUCCAAGGCUGUUGGAAUGAACGCAGAGUUGAUGCCUCUGGUGCUCACAGAGUUGGACAGCAGAUCUGCCAUUAAUGCCAGCUACAUGUCCUCCAUCAACCCAGUGGAUGGGAAAUGUCUGCAGGAGAAAUACAGUGACCGUUUCCAUGACUGUGACUUCGGGAUACUAGCGAACCUUUAUGCAUGUGAGGGUAAACCUGGGAAGGUCAUUGAGGUGAAAGCCAGCAGGAGGACAGGAGACGAGAGUCUUGUGAGCUGCAUGAGGAAAACUAUGGAGGAGCACUAUGGUGAUAAAGCCCUGGCUCUUGGGGGGACCUUCAUCAUCCAGAAGGGCAAGGCCAAGAUUCACAUCAUGCCACGAGAGUUCUCCUCGUGCCCCCUGAAUACUGAUGAAGAUGUGAACAACUGGUUGAAGCACUUUGAAGUCAGUGCUCCCCUCAUCUGUCAGUCUGUCAUGGUCUCCAGAGAUCCAGGUUUGGAUUUGAGGCUGGAGCACACCCAUGGCUUCAGCCAUCAUGGUGAGGGAGGCCACUAUUACAUAGACACCACACCAAACACGGUGGAAUACCUGGGAUACUUUCUGCCUGCAGAGUUCAUUUAUCGCAUUGACCGGCCAACAGAGACCCACACUGUGGGCAGAUAGUGAAUGUAUUAUCAAACAAUUCUUUUACAGUUUCACAAUGACCAUUUAUUAAUGAAUCAUGAAACCUAGACCAUGAGCUUGUAACAUUUGCACUUGUAUUCAAAUAAAGAUAGAUGAUUAAG
This is a messenger RNA of Pygocentrus nattereri (red-bellied piranha), 1079 nucleotides long. RefSeq names its product chromosome 23 C11orf54 homolog (gene bkgd). Bases 1 to 957 code for a protein of 318 amino acids. The transcript has 8 exons. The record is from RefSeq and is a predicted model, not a curated record. Gene Ontology annotation, cellular component: nucleus. NCBI's taxonomy places the organism in Eukaryota, Metazoa, Chordata, Actinopteri, Characiformes, Serrasalmidae. Gene Ontology annotation, molecular function: zinc ion binding; hydrolase activity, acting on ester bonds.